CACUUCAACUCUCUCUCUCUCUCUCUCGCGUGCGCACACACCCUCGCACAAGAUGCGUGAGAUCUUGCAUAUUCAGGGCGGCCAGUGUGGCAACCAGAUCGGUGCUAAGUUCUGGGAGGUUGUCUGCGCCGAACACGGCAUCGACGCCACAGGAAGGUACCAUGGUGAUUCCGAACUGCAGCUUGAGAGGGUCAAUGUGUACUACAACGAAGCCAGUUGCGGUCGCUUCGUUCCGAGGGCGGUGCUUAUGGACCUUGAACCCGGGACCAUGGACAGUGUGAGGUCUGGCUCUUUCGGCCAGAUCUUCCGGCCGGAUAAUUUCGUCUUUGGGCAAUCGGGUGCCGGAAACAACUGGGCCAAGGGGCAUUACACAGAGGGAGCAGAGCUUAUUGACUCAGUUCUUGAUGUUGUCAGGAAGGAGGCUGAGAACUGUGACUGCUUGCAGGGUUUCCAGGUCUGCCACUCCUUGGGAGGUGGAACAGGGUCUGGAAUGGGCACGCUGCUCAUUUCAAAGAUCAGAGAGGAAUACCCCGAUCGAAUGAUGCUUACUUUCUCCGUCUUCCCUUCUCCGAAGGUAUCGGACACUGUGGUCGAGCCCUACAACGCAACCCUUUCUGUUCAUCAGCUGGUUGAGAACGCGGAUGAAUGUAUGGUUCUUGACAAUGAAGCUCUUUACGAUAUAUGCUUCAGGACUCUGAAGCUCACUACCCCUAGUUUCGGCGACCUGAACCAUUUGAUAUCUGCGACCAUGUCUGGUGUCACAUGCUGCCUGAGAUUUCCUGGCCAGCUGAACUCAGACUUGAGGAAGCUGGCCGUCAACUUGAUUCCAUUCCCGCGUCUGCACUUCUUCAUGGUGGGUUUUGCCCCCCUUACGUCAAGAGGCUCUCAGCAAUACCGGGCUCUUACUGUGCCUGAACUUACACAACAAAUGUGGGAUGCCAAGAACAUGAUGUGCGCCGCGGACCCCAGACAUGGUCGGUACCUUACCGCAUCCGCAGUGUUUCGUGGCAAGAUGAGUACCAAGGAAGUUGAUGAACAGAUGAUCAACGUCCAAAACAAAAACUCAUCUUACUUUGUUGAAUGGAUCCCAAACAAUGUCAAGUCCACCGUCUGUGACAUUCCCCCUACAGGCCUGAAAAUGGCAUCGACUUUUAUCGGAAAUUCGACUUCUAUUCAGGAGAUGUUCCGGAGGGUGAGUGAGCAAUUCACUGCCAUGUUCAGGAGAAAGGCUUUCUUGCAUUGGUAUACCGGUGAAGGAAUGGACGAGAUGGAGUUUACAGAAGCAGAGAGCAAUAUGAAUGAUCUUGUUUCUGAGUACCAGCAGUACCAAGAUGCGACUGCGGAUGAGGAGGGAGACUAUGAAGACGAAGAAGAGGAGCUUGCAGAAAUGUAACAUGGUUAUAGUUCAUAGCUGGGUUUCUGCAACUCCCAGUUGCCUGCUUCAUGUGGAAGCGUUUUCAACUAGUAGAACUUGCUUUGUUAGCUAGGUGUUCCUAAUUAAGUUAAUUCCGACAUAUGUAACAAGUAGCAUAAGAAUACAGCAUGAUUUCUUUUUCUAUUUCCAGCGAAGACGUGGCAGUACGAGAUACUUGUUCAACAAUUGUUGUUGAAAUUUUAUUCUUUCUUGUUUCACUGGCUACGUACUGACUGUGUAUGAUUCACAUGAAAAUACUGUCUUUGCUGUUUUAGAUGUCGGCCAAUAUGCAAACAUAUGUAAUAUGCUCUUUAGUGGAUGAUUGUUGUUAGGAAGGAACCCUUCCUUUUCUAUC
Molecule: messenger RNA, 1769 nt
Organism: Nymphaea colorata (pocket water lily)
Lineage: Eukaryota; Viridiplantae; Streptophyta; Magnoliopsida; Nymphaeales; Nymphaeaceae
Product: tubulin beta-2 chain
Exons: 3
Coding region: 53-1393 (446 amino acids)
Biological process (GO): microtubule cytoskeleton organization; mitotic cell cycle
Cellular component (GO): cytoplasm; microtubule
Molecular function (GO): GTP binding; structural constituent of cytoskeleton; GTPase activity
Source: RefSeq, a predicted model, not a curated record